AUGUCGGACGAGACAACGCAGAUCUUACUCCGGCCAAAAUUCUCUACCGUACCGGAUAGCCCAACCAUAUCUCAACAAGACAUUUCGUCCCUUGGCAAUACCGAGAGAGCGUCAAUAGAUCAGCGCCAGCCGGUUUGUAGACUAGAAAACGGCGUGGACAGUAAUCCUGAGCUACUAGAGGGGUUGCUGAUUAGAGAAACGGUGGACCCUCCCGGCAUGAAUCAGCAUGACUCUCAGUAUCAGCAAAACGUCGUUAUCACUUGGAUUCUAGAGAUUCUUACCCUUGUAUUUGCAGCCGGACUUCUCAUUGCUAUUUGCAUCCUAUUCACAAUUUAUAGCGAUCAGACACAGCCAGACUGGGGCAAUAGUGGAAUUACCCUCAACGCUCUUAUCGCUACUCUGGCCAUGAUCUUUCGCGCCAGCCUGGCCUACGUCAGCUUUGAGGUUGUCUCCCAGAUCAAGUGGGAAUGGAUUACAUCUGAAUUUCGCCCUCUAGGAGAGUUUGAGCGUUUGGAUGCUGCCUCGCGAGGUAUCUACGCCUCCUUGCAACUUCUGCCACUUGCCAUUCUUCACCAGCCCAGGGCUCUUGUGGCUAUUCUUGUGACCGUCAGUUCUCUAGGCAUUGGUCCAUUUAUGCAGCAAACGAUUCAGACGUAUCAGUGUCUGAGGACAACGGGACCGGAUGUCCAGGCCCCAACAAUUACCACAGCGAAUGCUAUCGAGUUUUCUGAACUGGGAAUGGUCUUGCGAUCUGCCCAGCGUGUGCUAAGCACAGAAAUACGGACCGCGAUGCAAGACGCAAUUCUGAACCUGGAUGAGGGACCAAUGCGCAUUGUGCUGGGGAGAUCAUCAGUGUCUGCGUUUGGGUAUAUGCAGAUGCGAGGAGUGGGGAACCUCACAUGGACUCGAGAGGUUGCUUCCCCUGAGUUCAUAAACAGAGCUUGCUGGUCGGUCUACAACUUCACCGUCCUUGCUGCGUCGCGGAAUCACUGCAAUGUAUUGCCUGACGGUAAUGUGACCUGUCCACAGCCUUGCCCGAUCGACGAUGGAUCUUGCCCCGUCGCGUUCUACGAGCCAUCCGACUACGUUGCCGCCGUUUGUACCGUAUACCCAUGCCUCAAGCAUUAUUCAGCUACUGUCGAUGCAGGGAAACUGGUAGAACGCAUAGUUCACGACAUUCCCCUGCGGCUGCAGUCACCGGAGCCGCUCUGGUCAGCGAAUCUUAGACAACAUUUAUGGAGUGAUUUCAAAGCCGUGCAGCAGCCCUGUUGGGUAAAUGGAACGUUGUAUACAGCAUCGAAUAUGUCGUCUUCAAAAUCCCUCGGAGAAAAUGUCACGGAGAUAGUGCAAUUCCAUGUUGACGAUUGGAUGAAUGAGAGUAUCGAAGGUCCAGCUCAUUACACCGACAUUACGGCCCCACGCGAGUGUGUGGGCACAAUGAGUGGCUACGCUAUGUCGCUGUUUUACGAUAACCCAUUCAAUAACGUGACUUGUUCAUACGAUACGCGGAUGGAAAGUCUCCAAUGUCGGGGCAAUUUGGACCAAAAUAUAGAUCAGUCCAGUCUGGUGGCACUCAUGAGAGGACCCAACACAUCUAUGGAGACUCUGCAAGAGAAUAUCGACUCACUCACCACGCGGCUUACAACUGAGAUACGGAAAAGAGGUAAGGGAGCUUACAGUUCGCAAAAAGCAUUUGUAAAUGGCGAUGAAUGGGAGACAAGAGUCUGCGUCCGUAUUCUAUGGCAGUGGAUUACUCUUCCCGCAAUAACGUUUGCGUUGUGUACGUUAUUGUUGCUAUGGACGAUUAUCAAGGACGCUGUGUCAAGAAACGGAACCAUUUGGAAAAGUUCACCCAUUCCAUUGAUUCUCAGGGACUAUCCAGGCUUAGAAAGAAUGGGGUUAAACAGGAUGGGCCAAAUUGUAAAGGGGCUUGAGAUAAAGCCGGAGAAGCAAAAGGAGGUUUAA
Clonostachys solani is the source of this 1965-nucleotide messenger RNA. The record is from the annotation of a GenBank genome assembly. Lineage: Eukaryota; Fungi; Ascomycota; Sordariomycetes; Hypocreales; Bionectriaceae.